Molecule: messenger RNA, 2808 nt
Organism: Eleginops maclovinus (Patagonian blennie)
Lineage: Eukaryota; Metazoa; Chordata; Actinopteri; Perciformes; Eleginopidae
Product: T-box transcription factor TBX3-like
Exons: 7
Coding region: 246-2114 (622 amino acids)
Biological process (GO): cell fate specification; regulation of transcription by RNA polymerase II; positive regulation of DNA-templated transcription
Cellular component (GO): nucleus
Molecular function (GO): DNA-binding transcription factor activity, RNA polymerase II-specific; RNA polymerase II cis-regulatory region sequence-specific DNA binding
Source: RefSeq, a predicted model, not a curated record
UGUGAAAGUGUAAGUACACUUGACUUUCUCUGUCCUCACUCCUCCUGCAGUUGUACGCAUGGUCCCAGCGUGCACUUUGAGGCUGGUGGAGCUACACUAAGGACCCCCCUUGCUUUUGCCCUAUUACCUGGAGAAUCAUGGUAAUGUGCAUUCCCUCCUUUUAUCCCUCGGUCAUGCAGCAAAACUCACACACUCUCAAACAAGGUUGUUGAGAUUUGGAUAUAGACGCCCGGCAGCGCGCCCUGAUGAAACAUCCAGUUGACGCAGCAUCUGCCAUGACAUCUUACCAUCCUUUCCAAGCUCAUCGACCAGGUGCCUUGCCCUUGUCAGCCUUCUUUAACACCGCUCAGCCCUCGUUUUUCCCCGGGAUUGCUUUCCCAGGCGUAGCCUCGCUGUCCAUGCCUCUGCCGGAGCACGCUGCCUCUGACGCGGGGCUGAUGCGCGCAGCUCUGGGACGCCAGCAUCAUCCGGUAACUCACCCGCGGACACUGAAGAGCCUGCAGUCAGAGGAAGAGCUGGAGGAUGACCCGAAAGUCACACUGGAGUCGAAUCACUUAUGGACUGAAUUCCAUAAAAUGGGAACUGAGAUGGUUAUCACAAAAUCGGGAAGGAGGAUGUUUCCGGCUUUUAAAGUGCGAGUAGACGGGUUAGUUGAAACAGCGAAGUAUAUUCUGCUGAUGGACAUCGUCGCUGUUGAUGACUGCCGCUACAAAUUUCACAACUCCCGCUGGGUGGUGGCUGGAAAAGCUGACCCAGAGAUGCCAAAGCGCAUGUACAUCCACCCAGACAGCCCGUCCAAAGGAGAGCAGUGGAUGAGCAAGCCCGUCGCUUUCCAUAAACUCAAACUCACCAAUAAUAUUUCGGAUAAGCAUGGAUAUACAAUAUUGAAUUCCAUGCAUAAAUACCAGCCCAGGUUUCACGUUGUGAGGGCCAACGACAUCAUGAAGCUUCCAUACAGCACCUUUCGGACUUAUGUCUUCCCUGAGACAGAGUUCAUAGCUGUCACUGCGUAUCAGAAUGAAAAGAUUACACAGCUGAAAAUAGACCACAAUCCCUUUGCUAAAGGAUUCAGAGACACAGGAAAUGGGAGACGAGAAAAGAGAAAUAAGCAGUUUACCAUUUCUCCGCUGCACGAGAACCAAGGCAAAGCGGACCAGGACUAUGCUGAUUCUGAUGACUCGUGCGAGAACCCCAGUACCAUAGAUCCCUUGUAUUCCCCUCGCGAGCUUGUGAGCAGCCCUCUGAUGUCCACACCAACCUGUCAAGAUGACAAUAAUAUCGGAAGUGAAUCAGAAAUUGAUCUACAAGAUGAGGACAUUGCCGAAGCCAGUUGUUCGAGGAUUGAACAUACUUUGAGCGACGACAAUCAGGACUUAACAAAAGAGAGGACAAGCUUCCCAACAUCAGAGAAGAUGUACUCUAUGGAGAUUGAUUCUUUGAAAAAGCACACAAGCGGAAUCAUAGAUUCAGUUCUACCUAUGAAGUUUCAAACGCAAAUAUCACCAUCCCUCAAUUGCGAUUACCUUCAGACUUUGGAUUACUCGAGUGCGCAGUGCCAACAGUUUCUCAAACUCGGGGCGCCUUUGUUGUUUCAUCCGGGACAGUUGUCAGGGAAGCCAGAGGGUGUGUUGUCAGCUCUGCCUGGAGAAGAAAAUGGAGGACUGACAUCUCAAAGCAUCGCAUCUUCAUCGCCCUUCAUGUUUCACCUUUCACAGCAGAUGCUUGCAUCUCAGGGAAUCUCACUGUCACCCUUUGGAGGACUGUUCUCUUAUCCAUACGGCUACAUGGCAGCACCAGCUCUCCCCGCCUGUUCUGCGACCUCCACGCUGGCCAGGAACCAGUGUUUCCGCAGCUCUCGGCCUUGGUUGCGAUUCAACCCUUAUCAGAUCCCCACCACCCCUGCCACCUCAGGCCAAAACAUGCCUACAACCAGAUCGCCCGGAAGCUUCAACACCCAACGAGAGCUGUCCAAAUCAGGGAGCAGAGAGUCAAGUCCAGUGUCUCACAAAACCAAGGCCAAGCAGAUGGCUGCUCCACCGAAACACAUUAAGGGUUCUAAUAAUGACAUUCAAACCUCACCUAAAGGACUUCAAAAAUCACUUCCUCCACAAUAGACUCUCCUAUAUGUUGUUAGCCAGUGACGAACACGGACAACUUUGUUACAAUACACAUAGUUAUCACCUAACAUAGCAUUUUUGUCGGAGAAACUGCAUGCAUCAAUAGACCUUGCUAAUAAACACUGAUUUUGUGAUCUAAAAGACACCCACAUAUUUUACCAUGAGGCUUAAUUAUAUUGACUCGUUUUUUUGUGCUAUGAAACAUUUAUAUAGAAUCAUUUGCCUGCUGUUGUACCAAUGGUAAAUGUCGAAAUUACAUCAAAUAUAUACAUUUUUAACCAAAAAACAUCAGGGUGUCUUGAUUUUUAAAAACAUUAAAUCAAUGCUUAUUGGAAAGUUCUAUGUUGUAAAAAAACACCUAUUAAAAUGCUCAUAGAUAUUCCUAUAGUAAAAAAUGAGCAAUGCAAUACUCAAUGGCCAAAGUGGAGUGCUCUUGGACAAUCAUUUGCUUUAUAUAUAUCUUUAUUCGGUAUGAUGUGUUAAUAGUUUUUCUUGUCAUUUGAGUUUCCAGAUUUGGUACAAAUUAAGACUAAUCAAAGCCUUGUGAGACUGUAUACUGAUGAUCACUGUUAAACCUGCCAUUGAGAUAUGAACAAAUCGUAUUCCACCUGUUCACAGUUUCAUAUGAUGUACCAAAGCUGCAUCGUGGAUUGGGAGGGAAAACUCAGGAUUCUUUUUUUCUUACGAAAGU